This is a messenger RNA of Monoraphidium neglectum, 795 nucleotides long. RefSeq names its product branched-chain amino acidaminotransferase. Bases 1 to 795 code for a protein of 264 amino acids. The record is from RefSeq and is a predicted model, not a curated record. The transcript has 5 exons. Gene Ontology annotation, biological process: carboxylic acid metabolic process. Gene Ontology annotation, molecular function: catalytic activity. NCBI's taxonomy places the organism in Eukaryota, Viridiplantae, Chlorophyta, Chlorophyceae, Sphaeropleales, Selenastraceae.
AUGGUCUACCAGCGGCUGAUUGAAGCUGAGCAUGCGCGUGCCGCGCGCGAGUUUGGUGCCUUCUACUCGUCUGUCCUUGGCGGCAUCGUGACCGAGCCGGGCCUCAUGGUGCUGCACAUAGACGACCACAUGGUGCACCGCGGACACGGCGUGUUUGAUGUCGUGGCGCUCUGUGGUGGGACGCUGUACCAGCUGGAGGAGCACAUUGCGCGGUUUACCGUGGCAGCGGAGGCAGCCGGGAUCCCACUGCCCAUGCCCACGUCCGACAUCAAGCGGGUGCUGCUCGAUACGGCGGCGGCCAGCAUGAAGCUCAACGGCCACGUGCAGUUUUGGGUCACCCCCGGCCGCGGCGGCCUGGGACUCUCCACCAGUGAAUGCACACAGCCCGCAUUGUAUGUGCUCUGCACGGCAGAGUUUGCUGAGAGCGACGAGUUCGUGCGCGUCGAUGGCUGGAAGGCGGCGGUAUCGCCCGUGGAGCCGCCCGCUGCGUACUUUGCCAUCCUGAAGAGCGCCAGCUACCUCCAGAACGUCCUGGUGCAGCUGGAGGCCGAGGGGCGCGGAUACGACGUGGGCCUGUAUGUUGACGAGGAGGACAACGUCCUGGGCGGCCCCACCGCAAACCUGGCCAUCAUCACGCAGGACUACAACUUUGUGUACGCACCCUUUGACCGCGCCCCCACUGGCAUCACCGUGAACACCUUGGCGGAGCUUAUACCGGAGGUGGAGCCGCUGGUGGGCUUGUCAUCAGGCUCACCGGCGCCCGCCUCUGUGUGCACGUGCUGCGUGAUAGCGUGA